Penicillium cinerascens is the source of this 1230-nucleotide messenger RNA. RefSeq names its product putative cell cycle control protein (Cwf23). The record is from RefSeq and is a predicted model, not a curated record. The coding region runs from base 1 to 1230 and encodes 409 amino acids. Gene Ontology annotation, biological process: spliceosomal complex disassembly. Gene Ontology annotation, molecular function: nucleic acid binding. The transcript has 2 exons. Gene Ontology annotation, cellular component: spliceosomal complex. Lineage: Eukaryota; Fungi; Ascomycota; Eurotiomycetes; Eurotiales; Aspergillaceae.
AUGUCUGAAGACCUCAAGGCGCAUGCCGCCUCCAGCCAAGACUUCUACGCGCUGCUAGACCUCUCCUCAGCCGCCAGCGAGUCCGAAAUCCGUCGCGCCUACCGACGAACGGCAUUGAAGUACCACCCCGACAAAAUCUCCAACCCUACACAGGCAGAUUUCGAAAAGUUCCACCUCCUCCAGAUCGCCAACGAUGUGCUCUCCGACCCGUCGGUGCGGCAGCUCUACGACAAUGCGCGCGAGGCGCGCUUGCGCAAGCAGCGCGAGCGGGACAUGAUGGAUGCUGCGGAGCGGAAGAUGCGCGAAGAUUUAGAAGCUGGCGAGCAGAGGGGGCCGCAGGGCAUCAAACGACCGUGGUCGAGCACUGCGGACGAUGCGGCGGAGGCAGAGCUGCAGCGAAAAAUCGAGCAGAUCCAGGAAGAUGUGCGCCGCCGACGCGUCGCGAUGCAGGAGAAGAGGCAGCGUGAGAUGGACGAGGAGAAUAAACAGGCGCAGAAGGUGGAAGAGGAAGCACAGCCAGUGGAUCAGCCUGCUCAGCGAGUUGGCCGAUCUCAAGAGGGCAGUGUCUCGGAGGAAGAUCGGUCGAUCAAGGUGCGCUGGGUUCGUGAAGGCCGUGGGCUUGAUGUGGACGCAGACUGGCUGAAAUCCCUGCUUGCGCCAUUUGGAAAGGUCGAGAACACCGUCAUGCUCAAGGAUAAACGAGUGCGUAUCGAGGGGAAGAAGGGCAAAGUCACCCUCGGCACUGGUCUCGUUGUUUUUGCCUCAAUCGUCCAUGCCCACGCAGCUGUACUGGACAGCAAGCAGAAGAUCGGCCGGGCCGAGGGCGACUGGGCUCUUGUUGAGUCUGUCUCAUGGGCAUUUGGCAACGGGCCCGAUCUGAAGUUCGCCACCAGCAACGACAAAACGACGGCAUCCGAACAGCCAUCAUCCACAAACAAGUCGGCGCCGUCCACAACUCCAUCAUUCACCUUUCCCGGAUCGAAUCCGGUCCCGAAAGAUGGCAAGGCCCCGACGUUCGGCUCGUUUGCUUCUGCUGCGGCUUCCAUGAAUGCUCCCAAGGCAUCGUCGUUCAAACCAGCAGCUGGCAGUACGCCUAGCUUCGAGGAAGAGACGCUUAUGCGUUUGAGAGCUGUGCAGCGUGAAAAGGAAGAGCGCAAAGCCCUUGAAGAACAGCUUGCGAGGGAGGACGAGGCUGCCGAUGCUGCAGAGGCCAAGGCCAACGGCUCCUGA